AUAGAUGCUUUGUCCUUUGUCUCGUUGUGGCAUAUGAAGUAGCUCCUGCAGAGAAGACACCAUGACGACUGAUCAAAACAUUUCUUCCUUCAUCUCUGAUGACUUCAGCGAAAUCUAUGACCAACUGAACUUCUCGUAUAACUACACGGAGUAUAAUUUAAACCCGUCCACACAACCCUGCGAUGUCUUCAUGUUCCCAAACGCUGUGCUGCUGGUUGUCUGCUUGUUUUACAUCUUCAUCUUCCUGUUGGCCAUUCCUGGGAAUCUGGUGGUGGGUUUUGUUAUCGGCCAGACUAAGCAGCCGCUGAGCCCCUCCGACCUCUACCUGUUCCACCUGGCAUUAGCAGACCUCUUGCUGGCCAUCACCCUUCCCUUUUGGGCCACCUCCGUCACCCAGGGCUGGAUUUUUGGAGAUGCCAUGUGUAAAAUUGUCACCAUCCUGCAGGAGCUGAGUUUCUACUCCAGCAUUCUGUUCCUGACCUUCAUCAGCGUGGACCGGUACAUGGUGAUAGUGAGGGCCAUGGAAGCCCGCAGGGCCAACCGGCAGGUGUUCAGCUGGGUUGUCUGCGCCGCGGUGUGGCUGUUCGGGGGGUUGCUGUCCCUGCCGGGUUUCUUCAGCUCUUCUUCCAAGUCUCAAAAUUCCACUUACAUGAUAUGUGCUGUGCAGUACGACCCUAAAAGUGCUGAUGAGUGGAGGUUGGCCACCAGGGUUCUCCGCCACGCUCUGGGUUUCAUCAUCCCCCUGGCAGUCAUGCUGCCUUGUUACGGAGUCACCAUCCAGCGUCUCCUUCACAUCCGGGGGGGCUUCCAGCGACAGCGAGCGAUGAGAGUGAUCGUGUGCGUGGUUGUCGCUUUCCUGCUUUGCUGGACGCCGUACCACAUCGCCGUGAUGGCAGACACCUUUUUCAGGCUGAAGAUAGUGGACUACGGGUGCCGGGAGAGGACGGCGGUGGAUAAGGCCAUGUUUGCCACGCAGAGCAUGGGGCUGCUGCACAGCUGCGUGAACCCCAUACUCUAUGCAUUUGUGGGAGAGAAGUUCAGGAAGAAAAUGAAGCAAAAAAUGAUAAAGAUGGGCCUCCUAAAGAAAAUGUCCGUCUCCAGAAGCAGCAGGUCCUCAGUUUCAUCAGAAAUUACAUCCACAGUCAUGUGAAACGUUUCUUUAACUUGAGUUGUUUGGUGGACUUUCAAAGAAAAGUAUAUUUUUUUACUUUUAGCCUUAAAUACUCCUUGAACUUUUAAAUAUAUUUUUCUUUUUUAUUAAUCUUGUCUUUCAACUUAUUUAUGUUGGUUUGAAUGUUUUUUUUUUUGCACCAGGGAAGAGACUUGCUUAAGCUGAAGACAUCCACGGUACCUUUUUUUUUUAUUUAGCAGAAAGAGUAAAAACGGAUCUGUCAAAAUAUUUCAAUCAAUUCAAAACAUUUCAGUAUCUCAAUAAGGAAAAUGCAAAAACAAAAAAAUGCAAAAAAAUAAAUAAUAAAUAAUAAAUAAAACCAGCCAUCAGAUGCAGAA
Cyprinodon variegatus (sheepshead minnow) is the source of this 1509-nucleotide messenger RNA. Its product is annotated as C-X-C chemokine receptor type 2-like. Gene Ontology annotation, molecular function: C-X-C chemokine receptor activity. Gene Ontology annotation, biological process: immune response; neutrophil chemotaxis; G protein-coupled receptor signaling pathway. The record is from RefSeq and is a predicted model, not a curated record. Lineage: Eukaryota; Metazoa; Chordata; Actinopteri; Cyprinodontiformes; Cyprinodontidae. The transcript is spliced from 2 exons. The coding region runs from base 62 to 1150 and encodes 362 amino acids. Gene Ontology annotation, cellular component: membrane.